AAGUGUGGUAUUUAUUCAGAGGUACCAGAUGCUAACUGCAAGGCACUGCGAGACAAUUUAAGGAAGCGAUUGAUACUUAUCACCAGGAGCCUGGCUAGAAACAUGUCAGGGGAGUAUUGCCUAAUUUCCUGUGUCCUUCUACUCAUGGUCAGCUUGUCUGUGGGGGUACAGAAUGGGCACAUGAGGCUGGUGGGGGGUGAGCUGGCCUUUGAGGGCCGCGUGGAGAUCUACUAUAAUGGACAGUGGGGGACCGUGUGUGAUGACAACUGGGACAUUACUGAGGCACAGGUAGUGUGUCGCCAUCUCAACUACCCUGGUGCUCUCACUGCUGUGGUGGGUGGAACAUACGGACAAGGAUAUGGUCCUAUCUGGAUGGAUGAUCUAAGCUGUGAGGGGACAGAGAAAGACUUGUCCGACUGUCUCUUUAAAGGCUGGGGAGUUACUGACUGUCAACACGCUGAGGAUGCUGGUGUGGUCUGCGAGAGAGAAUCGUCUCAGAAUAACAGUCGCGUCUACACCCUGGACCACAACGCAGGCCUCUUUAACCACAUGGGGGCACUGUUUGACAGUGGACGCGACUGUGACUUUGACAUCAUGGUGCGGGUUGCAAACAGCACUGUGGAAACCAUCUGUGUUCACAAGCUGAUUGUCACUCUGGACCCAAAUGCCUCCAUCUUAAACAUCACACAAGAGGAGAACCUCAGUAAUCUCAACCUAGACGUCAGCCUCAACUGCCGGCCACAUGUCACCGACUUCCUGAGGUAUCUGUACACAUGGCAGAUUAACGUCACUGUGUCCUCUGCCCAGUGUAUCCACAAGAUGGCGUCCAACUGGGGUCUGAAGCAGCUUCAGGAGGCGGCAGGGAGGCUCUUCACCUGGCUGCUCCCAGAGGAUGCCUCCUUCCAGACCCAGACCUCUCUGUACGAGUACUCAGUCCGCACAGGCGACCCAGUUCUGCAGGAAACCUGUCUGCGCUACCUUGCCUGGAACUGUGAGUCGCUGAUCCGUUCCCCAGCCUGGACUGGUCUUGCCCUGGGCACAGUAAAGGCCCUUCUGGCCCGUUCAGACGUGGUAGUGCCAGAUGAGGCCUUCCUCCUAAAGGGUUUGGAGGACUGGGUGUUGGAACAGGGUAACUCGUCCACCCACGAAGACCAUGUCGCCAUUUUGGACCACAUCCGUUUUCCCAUGAUCGCUGCUGAAGAUUUGUUCAACCUCAAAGCCAAGUCUGAGCUGUACAUGGACCAACUAGAGCGUUAUAAUGCCGGCAUGUUGCAGGGCUUUCAGUUCAAUGCACUACCCUUCCGGCUGCUAGCUGGGGGCCUCCUCCUUAACAAGGUGGAAUACACACCCAGGAUCUACACUGGCAAGCCAUGGAGCUUCACCUUCAGCUCAAAGGACGUCAACACGUUCCGAUACAUCGGACACUAUUCCCACUCAGGCCAGAACCUCAACAGCCUCAGUGCCAACUUUGACAGCCCUGUGCACAACAGUGCCUUUUUUUCCCUGUUCAAAAAGAUAAACUGGCACACCAGGGUCUUUAUCCACAACCAUGAAUGCUUAAACAGCGGUAUCCACUGUCCGUCGCUGCCGAUGGUCUCGCUAACUGCCCAGAAUAAGAGGGAGUUGCCCAAAGAGUAUCAGGACGGCAUCCGCUACCUUAACAAGGUUGUCCUGAUGUGUGAAGGGGAGUUUGUGUUCCAUGUCCAGGAUUUUCCAUCCACAAUUGGCAAUGGUGGCAAUCAGGCCCAGAUCCCAGUAAACAUCACUGCGGGCCAGGCCUAUCCGUGCCACUCAGACCAUUUCUCCUACCGUGUGGUGGUUCAGCCUGAGUACACCACUGAGAUCAAGCAGAAUUAACAGGAAGUAGAGGAGCAGGAAUUUGAGGAGAUAAAGUGACCAAAGAUCAAAAGAUUAGUUAUUUUUAAUUAUCUAAGUUUACAAAGCAAUUUUAGCAACGUCAAUGUUAUGUAAUCCUUAAUGUUUUCUUUAACCCAUCCAAUAUCUUCUGAAUGUUACUUCAAGGCAACACAGCAGUGUCAUUCUAAUGUCUGUGUAACGUUACUUUGGAAAAUGUGGGGCAUGUUCUUUUGUUCACGACAAAUAACUUUCUGUGUAUGGUUGUUUUUAAUAAAAGUUUUAGUAAAGUUAA
Molecule: messenger RNA, 2149 nt
Organism: Coregonus clupeaformis (lake whitefish)
Lineage: Eukaryota; Metazoa; Chordata; Actinopteri; Salmoniformes; Salmonidae
Product: galectin-3-binding protein B
Exons: 6
Coding region: 103-1857 (584 amino acids)
Cellular component (GO): membrane
Source: RefSeq, a predicted model, not a curated record